Messenger RNA from Lecanosticta acicola, 786 nucleotides. Lineage: Eukaryota; Fungi; Ascomycota; Dothideomycetes; Mycosphaerellales; Mycosphaerellaceae. The record is from the annotation of a GenBank genome assembly.
AUGACCAUGUCUCUACAACGACCCGCCUAUCUCGACAACCUCUUCAGAGACCUCCCAACCACGCCUCCGGGACACUCGUCGACUUCAAGCGUCUCCUGCAGCAGCACUGCCUCUUCGUAUGACCUCCGAUCAGCAUAUCCAUCAUCCAGGCCACUGUCACUCUUUCUGGAAGAGGACAAGAGCGAUACUUUCAGCACUCACAGCAAGAAGUCCUUCCUCGGCGCCCGCCGGAGAUGGGGACUGGGGACCGUGCUCAAUCGACGAACUUACCCUCAAACCGACGAAUAUCAAUACCCACGACCCUCCACGAGCGCAACUACACCGCCAUCGCCUCCUCUCCCACCAAUCUCCGCCCCAACACUGCCCUUCGCCGAGGCACAAGGCAACAAUGGACGACGGCCCUCGCUCCCAAAGCUUCAGACCAGCUUUCCACCGCCACAAGCGAUAAGCACCUACGCGAAGCGACCCUUACCUGCUGUUCCUGGCCAAGCACCACCUUUACAACCCGCCGCAGCGGUCCGACCAGUCCCGUCGCAUCCACCGCGAGUCCAAUCACGAUCGAAAAGAUCACGCACGGAAUCGACUCGCUCAUCCGGAGGGGAAUUGAAAUGCCAGCGCUGCUAUUACUACGCAGCGCGGAAUUGCCAAGGGUACGUCCUGGGAGGCGGACCGGGUGAUGCCUGUGAGGCCUGCCUGGUAUGUUGUCGUGACGCAAUCCCUCCGACAAGGACCAAGUUUGCUAACCAAUUACGCUUGCAGCAAGCCGGUUUCUUUGGCGCGAAAUGA